Molecule: messenger RNA, 489 nt
Organism: Didymodactylos carnosus
Lineage: Eukaryota; Metazoa; Rotifera; Eurotatoria; Philodinida; Philodinidae
Source: the annotation of a GenBank genome assembly
AUGUAUGAAUGUCCGGACCUAAUACAUACUCAACCGUGUCCACCUGGUAGUUAUGCUAAUUUCACUGGCCAAGCACAAUGUUGUCAAUGCCCGAAUGGAUGGUACGCUUGUUAUAGCGGCUCAAGUAGUUGUACUCUAUGUCCUGCCGGCUACCAGUGUUCAGACCUAAUACAUGCUCAAGUCUGUCCACCCGGCACCUAUUCAUCAUCCGGACAAGUACAGUGUCUUCGAUGUCCGAAUAGUUCUUACGCUUAUUAUAGCGGCUCAAGUAGUUGUACUCUAUGUCCUGCCGGCUAUCAAUGUUCAGACUUGAUACACACUCAAGCUUGUUCACCGGGUACCUAUGCACCGUCUGGUCAAGUGCAGUGUUUUCUAUGUUCGAUCAACUGUUAUGCUUACUAUAGCGGAACAAGUAGUUGCACACCAUGUCCCACGGGUUAUGGAACACUGAGUGUAGGACAAACUGCCUGUAUUAAGAUUACAGGCUGA